GACUGCGCAUGCGCCGGAUAGGGGCGGGUGGUGCCGGGAAGGCGAGUUCCUACCCGUCAAAGGCUCCGGCAGGAUGCAGGGGCCGCGCCCGUGGCUGGGAACUCGCUUUCCCAGCGUCCCCCGCCGCUGCCCUCCCACCAUGUAAACCCUCCUUGGGGAGAGGUUCCCCUGUUUCCUGGUUCGGGGCUGGCAGCCAUUUUGGGUUGAGGAGCUCAGAGCGGAGGCCGCCGCCUGCGAGGGGACGGGGGAGAAGCUGCUGCCUCCGCUGCCCCGUCGGACGCCUGCAUCUGCGGAGCUCCCGCUGGGGGGGUCUGGCCGCCGCUGCUCCUCAGAGCGAGCUCGUUCUCCAGAGGCCGCGGGGUCCCCACUGACAUGUCCAGCAUGAAUCCCGAAUAUGACUAUUUAUUCAAGCUACUUCUGAUUGGAGACUCUGGUGUUGGGAAGUCUUGCCUUCUACUUAGGUUUGCAGAUGACACGUACACAGAAAGCUACAUCAGCACAAUUGGUGUGGAUUUUAAAAUCAGGACUAUAGAGUUAGAUGGGAAAACGAUCAAACUUCAAAUAUGGGACACAGCAGGCCAAGAGAGAUUUCGAACAAUCACCUCUAGUUACUACAGAGGAGCGCAUGGCAUCAUAGUUGUGUAUGAUGUUACAGACCAGGAGUCCUUCAAUAAUGUAAAACAGUGGCUGCAAGAAAUAGACCGUUAUGCCAGUGAAAAUGUUAACAAGUUGUUGGUAGGGAACAAAUGUGACCUGACUACAAAGAAAGUAGUAGACUAUACAACAGCAAAGGAAUUUGCAGAUUCCCUUGGAAUUCCAUUUUUGGAAACCAGUGCAAAGAAUGCAACAAAUGUAGAACAGUCUUUCAUGACCAUGGCUGCAGAGAUUAAAAAACGAAUGGGUCCUGGAGCUACAGCUGGUGGUGCAGAAAAGUCCAAUGUUAAAAUUCAGAGCACUCCAGUCAAGCAGUCUAGUGGAGGUUGCUGCUAAAAUUUGCCUCCCCCUUUUGUCUCACAACAAUGAAUUUUGCAAUCUGAACCCAAGUGAAAAAAAAUUGCCUGAAUUGUACUGUAUGUAGCUGCACUACAACAGAUUCUUACCGUCUCCACAAAGGUCAGAGAUUGUAAAUGGUCAAUACUGACUUUUUUUUAUUCCCUUGACUCAAGACAGCUGACUUCAUUUUCAGAACUGUUUUAAACCUUUGUGUGCUGGUUUAUAAAUGUGUGUAAUCCUUGUUGCUUUUCCUGAUACCAGACUGUUUCCCGUGGUUGGUUAGAAUAUAUUUUUUGUUUUGAUGUUUAUAUUGGCAUGUUUUGAUGUUGGGUUUAGUCUUCUGAAGAUGAAGUUCAGCCAUUUUGUAUCAAACAGCACAAUAGUGUCUGUCACUUUCCAUGCAUAAAGUUUAGUAAGAUGUUAUAUGUAAGAUCUGAUUUGCUAGUUCUUUCUUGUAGAGUUAUAAAUGGAAAGAUUACACUAUCUGAUUAAUAGUUUCUUCAUACUCUGCAUAUAAUUUGUGGCUGCAGAAUAUUGUAAUUUGUUGCACAAUAUGUAACUAACAACGAAGAAAUGUUUAAUAAAUAUUGUACUUAUUGGAAGUAAUAUCAAACUGUAUGGUGAUAAAUAUUGUCUUAAUUCUUAUGGCUAAGGGGGAAAUUAGGCUUGCAUUGUGCCCAAAAUGUAUCAUGUGCAGUAAUGGCACUUUAGACCCUCUAGUAGACCAAACACCCUUCCCAAAAAAUGCAACUAGGAAGACAAUUUAAGAGUAAUGUUCAUGGAAGCAUAAUGCAUUCUGAAUGUACAGUAUUUUUUCCCCAUCUUAGUCUAUGAACUUUAAUUUAUUUCUGAAGGACUUCCUUUAGAAAUUCUUGUCUACUUUGCUCUGUAGUAGAGGUGGAAAACAUUUUUCCUAACAUGUGAAUGACUUAAAACUAACAACUCAAGGUGAUGUAACUCUGCCAGUAUGUCAUGUCUUUCUAUAUACUGUUACUUCCAUAUUCUUUUAAUCAAAUACUGUUUUGACUUUAUUUAAUAAACAUAGUGCAACAA
This is a messenger RNA of Dermochelys coriacea (leatherback sea turtle), 2046 nucleotides long. It is a transcript of the gene RAB1A, whose product is annotated as RAB1A, member RAS oncogene family. Lineage: Eukaryota; Metazoa; Chordata; Testudines; Dermochelyidae. Gene Ontology annotation, molecular function: GTPase activity; GTP binding. The record is from RefSeq and is a predicted model, not a curated record. The transcript has 6 exons. The coding region runs from base 373 to 990 and encodes 205 amino acids.